Pseudoliparis swirei is the source of this 4613-nucleotide messenger RNA. RefSeq names its product PR domain containing 10 (gene prdm10). The record is from RefSeq and is a predicted model, not a curated record. Gene Ontology annotation, cellular component: nucleus. Lineage: Eukaryota; Metazoa; Chordata; Actinopteri; Perciformes; Liparidae. The transcript is spliced from 23 exons. The coding region runs from base 120 to 3611 and encodes 1163 amino acids. Gene Ontology annotation, molecular function: protein binding.
GUUGCUAGGAAGAUUAUGUUAAUAUAUGCAACGCAACCGUCUCUGCAGCUACCAUUCUGAGGCCUCUUUGGCUGCCUCAAGAGUGACGUGUCUUGGCGACAGACCUGGCAACUGCUGCCAUGGAGACCAAACAGGAAUCAUCGGCUGUGUGGAGUCAGACUUCUGGCACACAGGUGCAUUUUGAAGGCGGCACAGUGGCCCAGAUCGUGUACAGUGACGAUCAGAUGGACCAGGCACAGCAGCAGGUGGUUUAUACAGCAGACGGGAACUCCUAUACCUCUGUAGAGUCUGCAGAGCACACACUGGUUUACAUACACCCUGCAGAUGGCACUCAGACUCUAUUUGCUGACCAGCCACAAGUGGCUUACAUUCAGCAGGAUGGUACAACGCAACAGGUCACAGUUUUGCUGCCCAGUGGACAGAACAUAAAUGCAGCCAAUCUGCAUGUUCUCAGUAAUGUAGCCGAGGCUCCCCAAGCUAUCCUGGAGCCAGUUUCCCAGGAGCAGCUGUCGGUGUCCAAUUCGCUCUCCUCCAUGGCGGACGUUGCGGACCCCCCCUUUAGUCCCCUCGGGGCCACAGACUCCACAGAUGAUUCUGAUGAAGAUGAGGAUGAAGACUCUGAGAUGGAUGACUGGGAACCUCGUCUGCCUCAAUCAUUCAACCCUCACAGCCUCUGGUGUGACGAGUGUAGUAUUGCCAACCCCUCUGUGUGCCCUCUGCACGGCCCUCUGCACCCCGUCCCCAACCGGCCUGUGAUGUCCAAGGCCCGGGCCAGUUUGCCUCUGGUCCUCUACAUUGAUCGCUUCCUGGGCGGAGUGUUCACCAAGAGGCGCAUCCCGAAGCGCACACAGUUUGGUCCUGUGGAGGGACCCCUGGCUUCUCAGGGUGAACUGCAGGACCACUUCAUUCAUCUCAAACUGUGCAUGCUGGAUGCAGAGAAAGAUGGAGAGAAGUCUGAUGACAUGUGGUUGAACCUUUCUGAUGAAGACGGCUGUAACUGGAUGAUGUUUGUGAGACCUGCUCAGAACCACCUGGAGCAGAACCUGGUGGCCUACCAGUACGGCUCGGAGAUCUUUUACACAUCCAUCAAAAACAUCCAACCCAAACAAGAGCUCAAGGUGUGGUAUGCGGCAUCGUAUGCAGAGUUUGUCAACCAGAAGAUCCACAAUGUUACAGAAGAAGAGAGAAAAGUGCUCCGGGAGCAAGAGAAGAACUGGCCUUGUUAUGAGUGUAACCGCCGCUUCGUGAGCUCUGAACAACUGCAGCAACAUCUCAACAUGCAUGAUGACAAAUUAAACUCUGUUACUAGAUCCAGAGGCCGGGGUCGAGGAAGAGGCAGGAAGAGAUUUGGGACAGGAAGAAGACCGGGACGCCCACCAAAAUGUAUACGUCUUGAUCCACCAGUUGACACUGGUGGGGAAAAGACAACGGAGAUGCUGGAAUUGACAGAGCCUCUGGAGGAGCGAAUCGAGGGAGCUCAGAACGGGUUGAAGGUGGUGGAGAUGGAGUCGGAGGCAGCGCCGGGGACUAAGGCAGAGGGACAGCUUAUCCCCCCCGCAGAGGAGCCGGUUUCAGAGUCCUGCACCCUGCCCUCCGACACGUACUUGCCUGUUCCACUAAAAGAGGAUCAAGGACAGAGCAGCCAAUCGGACGCCCACCUCACAACUCAGGACAUGCGGCGUGCCAAGAGGAUACGGAAUGCGGCACUGCAGCACCUUUUCAUUAGGAAGAGUUUCCGUCCGUUUAAAUGCACCCACUGUGGAAAGGCCUUCCGGGACAAAGACAAGCUGGAGCAGCACCUGCGGGUCCACGGCCGGGACGCCUACGCUUUUUCCUGCCACAUUUGCAGCAAGAGCUUCACGAGUGACUCGGCCCUGGAGGACCAUCUGCUGGUGCACACGGAAAACCGCUCCUACUCUUGUCUCCUAUGCCCGGAUACCUUUGAGAGGCUGGACCUGCUCAAAGACCACGUCGGGGUGCAUGCUGUGAACGGCUGCUUCACCUGUCCUUCCUGCAAGAAGACGUUUACUGACUUCAUCCAGGUGAAGAAGCAUAUCCGCUGCUUCCAUUCAGAGAAGGUCUUUCAGUGCCCAGAUUGUGAAAAGGCUUUCUGCCGGCCGGACAAGCUCCGUUUGCACAUGUUACGCCACUCUGACCGCAAGGACUUCUUGUGCUCAACAUGUGGCAAACAAUUCAAGAGAAAAGAUAAGCUGAGGGAGCACAUGCAACGCAUGCACAAUCCCGACAGAGAGGCCAAGAAGGCAGACCGAAUCCACCGCUCCAAAACCCUCAAACUGAAGGUGCCCACCACAGACUUCGAGAGCUUCAUGUUCAAAUGCAGAGUGUGCAUGAUGGGAUUCAGACGCAGAGGAAUGCUGGUCAAUCAUUUGUCUAAGCGUCACCCGGAGAUGCGUAUCGAUGACGUGCCUGAGCUCACGCUGCCCAUUAUCAAGCCCAAUAGGGACUACUUCUGCCAGUAUUGUGACAAGGUGUAUAAGAGUGCCAGUAAGAGGAAAGCACACAUACUGAAGAACCACCCCGGGGCAGAACUGCCUCCCAGCAUCCGGAAGUUGCGUCCGGCUGCUCCUGGUGAACCAGACCCCAUGUUGAGCACACACACACAGCUGACUGGCACCAUCGCCACUGCACCGGUCUGUUGCCCACACUGUGCCAAACAGUACAGCAGCAAGACUAAGAUGGUUCAGCACAUCAGGAAGAAGCAUCCAGAGUUUGCCCAACUCGUCAACACCAUCCAGGCUCCUCUGACCACGGCUGUCAUCAGCAGUGUACCUGCCGUCAUCAGUGCAGACGGUACCACAGCUGAGGCUAUCGUGACCACAGAUUUGCUGACCCAGGCAAUGACUGAGCUUUCUCAAACGUUGACCACAGACUACCGCACGGCGCAGGGAGACUACCAGAGGAUCCAGUACAUCCCAGUGUCUCAGGCAGGAGGCAACCUGUCCCAGCCGCAACACAUUCAGCUGCAGGUGGUGCAGGUGGCUCCAGCUUCCCCCCCACAUUCCCAACAUGCGACAGUCGAUGUGAGCCAGCUGCAUGACCCUCAUGGCUACAGCCAGCACUCCAUCCAGGUACAACACAUCCAGGUCAACGAGGCCUCAGGCACUGGACAAGGAGCCAGCCAGGUCACCGGUCAGCCUCUAAGCCCCACCUCCCAGCAGCCCAGUCAGGAGCUGAGUCCCACCCAGCUGACCCCUGUGCCCUUAGCUGAGAGCCACACCCUGCAGGCCAGCAGCACCCAGCAGCAGCAGCAGGGGACUGUGCAGCAUGCCUACAUCCCGGGGAACUGGAACUACCGAGGUUACUCGUCUGAGAUCCAGAUGAUGGCUCUACCUCACACGCAAUAUGUGAUCGCUGAGGCCAGCACUCCUGUAUCUGGAGUCAACAGCAACCCGGUGAAAACGACCCACUACGUUAUUUCCGAGGGUCAGACUGAGCUGGAGACUAAACAGACUGCUCCUCAGAGUACAACCCAGGGCCAAGUGGAACAUCUGGAGCAGCAACCGGCCAAUCAGCAAGCCACCACUCAGUACAUCAUCACCACAACCACCAAUGGCAGCGGCACGAGUGAAGUCCACAUCACAAAACCCUGAACUGUACCAACCACAGUCUGAUCUAGCAUGUACACCUCAGCAGCUCGUAUGCUCAUUAACGAACACGCACAUGGAUACAUGCAGCGCUAAAUGGGGGAUGACUUGAGGACCAGCGCAGUUUUAUGUGUCUGCAAGAUGAUGAAGGAGUCGCAAGCUGCCAGAACUUUGUGAGAAAACAAAGUUACGGGAGAGAGAAAUGCAAAGUUUUGUUUUUAACAGACUAUAUGAACAAAGACUGAACUGAACUUGCUUUAAAGAAACAGCACUGGAAAACAUUUCCAUUGAAACUGCUGAAAACAGGGUCAUUAUAUCAUUGUAUUAAAUACAGGGUCACAUUUUGGAAGUAUGGACCUUAAAAGCAAAUAUUUUACAGUCGUGCUGUGUGAGCGAAGCGAAUGGAAUUGUUUUGUUGCUCAGUCCUGACACACAUUCGAGUGCCCAUUUUACAUAUUUGUAAAGUUAAUUUCUUAAGUAUUGUAUUUGUAAUGAAAUACAGAACUGAAAAAUACUAUAUUAUUAUUAGGUCUAAACGGCUUCCAUUGUAUUUGUUUAUUAAAAUACAGACAAUAUUACAAGUACUUCAUUUGGGACUGGUGAUAAAGAACAGCACAGUGUCCGAGGGUAAAGAAGGGGAUACUGCUACUCGGCACUCAUAUUUCCUUCUCAAUGAAGUGAGAAAAGAGGAAGUUAUUCAGAAGGAAGCGCUCAAACCUUGUGAUAGCAAUCACCUGGCUACUGUGUGUUCAUGAGCAAGGCACAGAGCUGGAACUUAUAGUAUUACAUUACUUCUGGUACUUAGAUUUUCAUUAAGUACGUAAGUUACCUAUAAAGACAACAUGGGUUAAUACACAAUGUAAGCGAUUGUAAAAUGCUUUUAAUGUGCCCAUUAUUUAUAUUAGUCCAUAGACUUGUACAAUGAAAAAAUAUUGCAGGAAUAUUAUGAGACUGUGGCGAUUUUGUCCUUUGUCUAUGUGUUGAGAAAUUAAAUUAUUUAUAUCUGCC